Molecule: messenger RNA, 2072 nt
Organism: Aspergillus novofumigatus IBT 16806
Lineage: Eukaryota; Fungi; Ascomycota; Eurotiomycetes; Eurotiales; Aspergillaceae
Product: NAD-dependent succinate-semialdehyde dehydrogenase
Exons: 4
Coding region: 457-1902 (481 amino acids)
Molecular function (GO): succinate-semialdehyde dehydrogenase (NAD+) activity
Source: RefSeq, a predicted model, not a curated record
CAAAUACAGAAUGUGCGUAGUCUCAUGAUUGUCAAAUAAAUCAGCUCCACCAUGGGGAUAGGAGCGAGUUUGGGGUAGAAAUGCAUGCCGUUUCUAGAAUGACGUCGACCGACGUGAUGGAGAGCUCCCCGCUUGAGUGAAUGGUGGUAAUGAAUGCUUGACGGGCUCGGAGAUACGAUGAGCAUUUAUUUUACACUCGCAUCGUUGGAUCCAUUCUUUCCUGGAUUCUAUAAAGUAUAAAGAUCACUCAAUUCCCUUCUCCAGUAGAUAAGACCUUUCUAAGGUCUUUUUUAUUUCCGCAACAUUCCAGUACUCCCUCGGCGGAAGAGCUUCACGACUUUCCCCGCAUACUUAGACAGAAGGAGUAUCAUACAUAUUAUUCCUGUUUGUUGUUCCAAACUCCCUGCGCGACUGAAGGCAACUUAGUCCCUUUUGAGGGCUCAUCAUUCUAUCGCCAUGGAGAGGAUUAUCCGUCCAGUUUCGCGGCAAUUGUUGAGAUCGCGAGCUCGGUAUCCCUUUGCCGUACCGACACUUCAUACCAGAAGAUUAUAUUCAAAAAGCCAUGUUGUACCACCGCUGAAAGAUCAGUCUCUCUUCAUUGAGAAGGCUUAUGUCAACGGAGAAUGGGUUGACGCACAAUCAGGAAAGACAUUCGAAGUCCACGAUCCCGCCUCUGGAAAACUUAUCGGCACAUGCCCCGAAUUCGACGCCCUCGACACAGAAAAGGCCAUCGAGGCCGCCUCAGCUGCCUUUCCCAUGUUCCGCACAACCCUAGCGCGCGAGCGUGCCCGCAUGUUGCGACGAUGGUACCAAUUGAUGAUGGAUAAUGCAGAGGAUCUAGCAACAUUGAUCACAUGGGAGAACGGGAAGCCCCUAGCUGACGCCAAGGGCGAGCGAGGAAGCCCCCGGAUUUAUGGUGACACGAUCCCCGCAUCAGUUCCCGGCAACCGAGUCAUGACAUUGAAGCAGCCCGUUGGUGUCUGCGGCUUGAUCACUCCGUGGAAUUUCCCCGCUGCUAUGAUCACAAGGAAGAUCGGACCUGCUCUGGCCGCGGGUUGCACGGUUGUGUGCAAGACUCCUGGCGAAACACCCUUCACUGCGAACGCACUUGCGGAGCUGGCUCAUCGCGCCGGUAUUCCCAAGGGCGUGGUCAACAUUGUGACUUCGCUCAAGAAUACGCCGGAGGUGGGAGAGGUAAUCACCACCCAUCCUGAAGUUCGCAAGGUCUCGUUCACCGGUUCGACCAAUGUCGGUAGACUGCUCAUGAAGCAGGCUUCAUCUACUAUCAAGAAGGUGUCCUGGGAGCUGGGCGGAAACGCACCAUUCAUCGUGUUCGAUGAUGUCGACGACCUCGAUGCCGCAGUCGCCGGAGCCGUUGCCUCCAAGUUCCGUAGCUCCGGCCAGACCUGCGUCUGUGCUAACCGGAUCUACGUCCAGAGGGGCGUGUAUGAUGAAUUCGUCCAGCGCUUCGCCGCAAAGGUCAAGGACUUCAGGCUCGGCGCCGGCUUCGAGGAUGGCGUCACUCACGGCCCGCUUAUCCACGAGCGUGCCACCGAAAAAGUCGACCAGCACGUCAAGGACGCUCAAGCCAAGGGAGCCAAGCUUGUCGCGGGAGGCCAAAGAGUCCCCGAUCUGGGCCCCACCUUCUACGAGCUGACUGUCCUCGCGGAGAUGAGCAAGGAUAUGUUGAUGGCCUCGGAGGAGACGUUCGGCCCCGUGGCUGGAAUUUUCCCCUUUGAGACCGAGAAAGAGGUCGUCGAGCUGGCCAAUCGUGCAGAGGUCGGACUUGCGGGUUACUUCUUCAGUGGUAACAUCAAGCGUAUUUUCCGGGUUGCGGAGGCGCUGGAGGUCGGUAUGGUUGGGGUCAACACAGGUCUUAUUAGCGAUGUCGCCUCUCCGUAAGUGUCCCUGUCAGCCAGAAUGCUACUGCGUUGUGCUAACUUUCUCUAGGUUCGGUGGUGUUAAGCAGAGUGGCUUCGGCCGUGAGGGCAGCAAGUACGGAAUCGACGAGUUCCUUACGAUCAAGAGCGUGACCUUUGGUGGUAUGGGUGAGCCAUUGCAGUCAUAAGCAG